Cyanistes caeruleus (blue tit) is the source of this 2584-nucleotide messenger RNA. Lineage: Eukaryota; Metazoa; Chordata; Aves; Passeriformes; Paridae. The record is from RefSeq and is a predicted model, not a curated record.
UCUGCUUCCCUCUCCCAGGCCCUCUCCCAGGCCCUCGCCGCUCCCAGCGUCGGAAAGAAACAUUCCCAAUGAAGACCUUGAGUUCUGAGGAUAUUUACAGAGAGGAAGUUUGGAGAUCAACCAUGAAUCCCAAGGCAGAGGAGAAGAGGAAGCAGCGCCAUAGCUUGACUUUAUUGGAGCAAGUAAAGCGAAUGAAGGAAUCAACACAGAUAAUCGAUGUGGUGCUGGUUGCAGAAGGUGAGAAAUUCCCCUGCCAUAAGGUGGUGCUGGCUGCCUUCAGUGCCUAUUUCAAAGCCAUGUUCACGUGUGGCUUGGCAGAGUGCGUGCAGAGGGAAGUGGUGCUGCACGACGUCUCUGCCGAGAGCGUGUCGGUGAUCCUGCACUACAUGUACAGCGCGGAGCUGCGCCUCACCAACCACAACGUGCAGACUGUCGCCCUCGCUGCCUACUUCAUGCAGAUGGAAGAGGUUUGCAGUGCGUGUCAGAAGUACAUGAUGGACCAUAUGGAUGCUUCCAACUGCUUGGGCAUCUACUAUUUCGCAAACCACAUUGGGGCAGAAGACUUAUGUGACCAAGCGAGGAAAUACGUGUAUCAGCAUUUUGCUGAGGUGAGCUUGCAGGAAGAAAUACUAGAGAUCGAAUUCCAGCAGCUGAUGAAUCUGAUCAAAUCAGAUGAUCUGAAUAUUUCCAGGGAGGAGAGCAUUCUGGACCUCGUCAUUAGAUGGGUCAAGCACAGCAGAGAGUCACGUUUAGAACAUCUGGUUGAGCUCCUCAAGCAAGUGCGACUGGUACUCGUCAGCCCCUCUUUUCUUGUGGAAGCCCGGAAAAGGAACACAAUUAUUCUGUGCAAUUCAGAAUGCAAUGAUAUGUUUGAGGAAGCACUGAAAACCAUCCAGCUCUCCAGCCACCCUUCCCUCAGCCUGCGAUACGGCAUGGAGACUACGGACCUCCUGCUCUGCAUUGGCAACAACUCCCAAGGCAUCAGGUCCAGGCACGGCAGCUAUGCAGAUGCCAGCUUUUGUUACGCACCUGCCACACGAAAGACUUACUUCAUUUCCUCCCCAAAGUAUGGAGAGGGCUUAGGAUGUGUUUGCACUGGUGUUGUUACUGAGAAAAAUGAUAUCAUUGUGGCAGGCGAGGCAAGCGCCGUCAAAAUGUCUAGACAAAGGACCAGGAACAUUGAAAUUUAUAGGUACCACCAGCGAGGAAACCACUUUUGGCACAGUCUGUGCACCACAAAGCUUCGUGAGCUCUACGCACUGGGCACUGCCCACAACGACCUCUAUGUAAUAGGAGGGCAAAUGAAAGUGAAAAACCAGUACCUGGUCACAAACUGUGUGGAGAAGUAUUCCAUGGAGCAAGGCACCUGGAGAAGCACGGCCCCUCUGCCAGUUCCAUUGGCCUGCCACAUGGUGGUGACAGUGAAGGACAAGCUGUACGUGCUAGGAGGAUGGACACCACAGAUGGAUCUGCCUGACGAGGAGCCGGAUCGAUUAAGUAACAGAACGUUUCAGUACGACCCGGGCCAAGACAAAUGGGUGGAAAAAGCUCCAAUGAAGUUCUCCAAGUACCGCUUCAGCACAGCCGUAGUCAACGGGGAGAUUUAUGUCUUGGGAGGAAUUGGGUGCCUUGGUUAUGACAGAGGACAGACACGGAAAUGCCUUGAUGCAGUGGAGAUUUAUAACCCUGAUGGAGACUUUUGGAGGGAUGGACCCCCUAUGCCUUCUCCCCUCCUCUCCUUGCGGACAAACUCUACCAGUGCAGGCUCUGUGGAAGGGAAGCUGUACCUCUGUGGAGGAUUUCAUGGAGCAGCUCGUCAUGAAGUUAUCACCAAAGAGAUCCUUGAGCUGGAUACGUGGGAGAACCAGUGGAACGUGGUGGCCACCGAUGUCCUCAUGCACGACAGUUACGAUGUUUGCCUCGUUGCUCGGCUGAACACGCGGGAUCUUAUCCCUCCUCCUCCAGAUUUAGUAGGCUAUCAUCUGCCAAGGAUGGAAUUGAAACAACCAUGAACUUCAGCAGUAAAAAUCAGUGACUGGUUCCUAAAAUUGCAACCCCUCUGGUCAUCAAGUGCAGUUGAAGGUGUAAGAUCAAGGAGGCAAACUCUGAUUUAAUAAGUUUUUAAACAAACUCAGUAGAAAGUUCUUCCAAUAAAUAACCAUCCAAUAUUAGAAACUAUUUGACAUUUGUUGUUACUGUGAAAUAAAGGUAAUUUUGUUCUCAUUUCUCUACAAGGCUCUUAAGGCAGCUGGAAGCAAUGCUCUUGAGCAUCCAUUAAGGGCUUCCUUGUGGAAUCCAGGUUCUGUAACUGUAUCUAUUGAUUUUGCACUUUUUUUUUUUUUUUUAAAGGAGGAUUGUUUUAAAGGAAUGUUUUUUGAUCUUUGGUCUUUGCUCUGUGGUCUAUUCCCUGCAGUUCUUGUGCUUUAAAGCCUGGUCUAAUCUAGUGGAUUUGACUCUCCAAAAGACAUCUAUUUGGAAUAUUUAAAGAGAAGAAGGGAAAUAAUUGCAACCUUUCAUUGCUAAUAUUUGACCAUGUAUGUGAAACUCAGCUGGCACUCUUCAAUUAAACUUUUAUUUCAGUAGU